AUGAUUUCUGGCAAUUUGUUUCCAAUGACAGCAGAUAAUUCGUCAUUUAGAAUUGGUUGGAAAAUAUAUAGCGCCGUUAUAUGGUUGAUACUUAUAAUCAUAGUCAUCGGGUUCUUCUUUGGUUUCAUGUUGGUGCCAAAGGCAAAAGCUAUAAGUGAUGGUAUGAUUGGCACCGUGUUCAUCGUAGAAGUAUUCUUCAUGGUUGUGCGUAUUCAUACAAAAAGAAAUCUCGUGAAAAAGUUUAUCCAGAAUAUGAAUGACAUUCUUCACGUUCAGGACGAAACUAUGAGACAUAUCGUGAUAUCAUCUCUAAAACUGAUGCAUUCUCCAUUUAAGUUUUAUUGGCUGUCCGGCAUAAUAACCAGCACAAUUUGGAUCGGCGUGCCGUUUACUUCAGUUUUCAAGAAGAGUUCUUUCUUUUACGAGGAUUUUAGAUUACCGUUUGCUAUUUCCAAACAACCAUUUUCAACAGAAAUUUUCCUAUUAGGCGAAAUAAUGUUGACAAUCUGCAGCAUAUUUAUUGUUGGAAAAAAAGUCGCGGUGGAUAUUUACAUGUUGAAUUUUGUGCUGUUGAUGACAGCACAAUAUCGCUACAUUGCGAUGAAGCUUGAAAACAUAUUUCAAGAAGAGUAUUCGGAAGACAAUUAUAAUAAUUCUCAACAAAAACAUCGUCCUAAAACAAAAUCAUGGGCAGAAACAGAGAUAAAAGCAGUAUGUCGACAUCACAACACCGUAGUUUAG
Messenger RNA from Pogonomyrmex barbatus (red harvester ant), 741 nucleotides. RefSeq lists its product as uncharacterized. Gene Ontology annotation, molecular function: odorant binding; olfactory receptor activity. Gene Ontology annotation, cellular component: plasma membrane. NCBI's taxonomy places the organism in Eukaryota, Metazoa, Arthropoda, Insecta, Hymenoptera, Formicidae. The record is from RefSeq and is a predicted model, not a curated record. Gene Ontology annotation, biological process: detection of chemical stimulus involved in sensory perception of smell; sensory perception of smell.